Hyla sarda is the source of this 5201-nucleotide messenger RNA. RefSeq names its product E3 ubiquitin/ISG15 ligase TRIM25-like. Bases 138 to 1709 code for a protein of 523 amino acids. The record is from RefSeq and is a predicted model, not a curated record. NCBI's taxonomy places the organism in Eukaryota, Metazoa, Chordata, Amphibia, Anura, Hylidae. The transcript is spliced from 2 exons. Gene Ontology annotation, molecular function: zinc ion binding; protein binding.
UGGAUUUAUCAAAUGCCAUAGUCGCUAUUUAUGAAGAAAAAAAGUUGCAUCUCCGUUUAAAAGUCGAUUACGUAUUCCAGGUCCAACCUGACUUACAGAAAACAUACUGUCCGGCUGCACCUGUACGGCUGCCAACAAUGGCGUACAUGUUCCUAAAGAAGGAAAUCACGUGUUCCCUCUGCUCAGCUAUUUACACCGACCCUGUUCUGCUGCAUUGUGGACACAACUUCUGCAGCGACUGCAUUAAGACUCAUAUCUGUAACCAUGACCGGAGCGGUGUAUACCUCUGCCCAGAGUGUAAGCAAGCGUCCAAAAGCAAGGCCCCGCUGACCAUCAACACAGCAUUGCAGAACAUCGCCCAAAAAUGUCAGUCAGUGGAGAAUCACUACAGUCUGGGUGACUCCUGCUGCACCUACUGUCUGGAGUACCAGAGCCCAGCAGUGAAAAUCUGCCUUCACUGUGAAUCCUCAUUGUGUGAGAGACACCUCCAGGUGCACAGCAAGACCUCAGAGCACUUGUUGGCGGACAUUACAUUCCCUAUGCAGAAGAGGAUUUGCAGCCUCCAUGGUGAAAUCCUAAAGUUUUUCUGCACUGACGAUAAGACUGUCAUUUGCAUGUUGUGCUUCCUAAGUGGUGAUCACCAGCGCCAUGGGGUGGAGCUAUUGGAGGAAGCCUCCCGCCAUAAAAUAGAGGAGCUUCAGGAGAUGGCGGGCCACAUGGAAACUGAACUCGGCCGUCUUAAGAAAAGGACAAAUACUCUGAACCAGCAGAUAAAGGUGAACAAAGAGAGUGUAGAAGAGGUGAAAGAUACUUCUAAGAACUUAUGCAGCUCCCUCCUUAACUACUUGCGGGACGUAACAAAGAAUUUGGAGACCGACAUUAAUGAUCAGGAAAUUGAAGUCUUUAAGGAAAUAACAGAUGAAAUUAUGUUUCUAGAGGAGAAGCAAAAACGAUUGUCCCUGAAGAUGAAAAAAAUUGUGGAUUUGUGUAACCAGGAUGAUCCCCUGCUUGUCCUGCAGGACAAAACGCCCCUUAAGAGGCAGAAGACAGAGCACCGGCGCAGACUGCCCAUCCUACAUUACCAUUUUGACACCAUACUUUUCUCCCUGAAACUUAAGAGAAGCUUUGAAAACUUUGCUAAAUUAGUUCAAGCCUUGCUGUCCACCCAGUGUCCCCACCUAAAACACAAAGCCGACAUCCUGCUGGACGUCCUCACGGCAAGCAACUACCUCACAGUAUCCUCUAACCUCAAAGCUGUUGGAUAUGUCUCCAUUAAAAGUGAACAUGGUCAAAGUAGGUCGGGUCAAUUCAAAACAUGUCACGUUCUCAGCAAGACGGCCUUCUUGUUUGGAAAACACUGCUGGGAGGUGAAAACGAGCAAAAAGGGCACUAAGAGCAUCGGCGUGGCGUAUCCCUCGAUCAAGAAAGAAGGCCCAGACUCCUUUAUAGGCUACAACCAGGAGUCUUGGUGUCUUACCUGGAGCCACGAAUACACAGCCGCCUUUCACAACUCCCAGUCUUGGCAGAUCACAUCCGAAGGCUCCGCCAUAUCCUCGGUAGCUGUGUAUUUAGAUUAUGAUGCCGGGCAGCUCUCCUUCUACAGGACCUUCCCCACAGUCGAGCACCUCUUUACCUUUAUGGCCAAAUUCAAUGAGCCCCUCCAUGCCAUUUUUUAUUUAGUUGACAGCUGGAUCGAGAUCAGACCUUAAAAACAUUACAUUUACAGCUCUCUGCUGGCAUCUCUGUCCAUGUCAGGAACUGUCCAGAGUAGUAGCAAAUCCCCAUAGCAAACCUAUCCUUUUCUGGAAAGUUCCUAAAAUGGACAGAGGUGUCAGCAGAGAGAACUGUGGUCAGACAGAAAGGAAAUUCAAAAAGAAAGAACUUCCUCUGUAGUAUUCAGCAGCUGAUAAGUACUGGAAGGAUUACGUUUUUUAAUAGAAGUAAUUUACAAAUCUGUUUACCUUUCUGGCACCAGUUGAUUAAAAAAAAAAAAAAUCGUUUUCCACCGGAGUACCCCUUUAACCUUCGUCUCUCCCAUACGCCACCGGUAUUACGGAGCUCCGAUUCCUAGCCACAUGUAAAACUUUUAAUCAGUGGGUAUCUGAGUGUUCAGACCUCCGCCUUUCAGGAGAACGAACCGGGAGAAGACCGCGCUCCCUUCCCUGCCUCCUCCCCUGCCUGUGUCACAUGAUCAAGACAAUCUCAUAGACUUACAUGGCGAGUUUGUCUCAAUCACGAUUUCAACCUUCUCCCGGCUCAUUCUCCCAAUUGACCGAGGUCUAAAAAGACCCCCACCAUCAAAACUUUUGACACGUCGCUAGGAUGUUUCAAAACUUUUUAAUAAUUGCAGUGGCCAUUUAAUUUCCUUUUCCCUGAGCAAAUAUACACAAUACAUGCUGCCUCUUUAAGUUUGCUACCACUCCAUUCAUUCCAGGGACGACUGACCUCCGACCUUAUGAAUGGUGGCGGUCCCAGCAAUCAGAUGAUUAUCAGGAUAGGGCAGUAUUUCCCAAUCAGGGUGCCUCCAGCUGUUGCAAAACUACAAAUUCGGGCAUGCUGGGAGUUGUAGUUUUGCAACAGCUGGAGGCACCCUGAUUGGGAAACACUGAGAUAGGGAAGUCUGAGUAAAUGUAUCUAAGGCAUAUUCAUGGGUAUUUCUAUGGUAAAAUUGUUGAUAGUUGUUGAUUCUAUCAGAUGCCCAAUCACAGUAGCUGCAGUUCCGACUUUGUGCCUGUUGGGGGCAGAACUUCCCUCUCACAAGACGUUUUAACACUUUUACGUUUUUUAUAUCUUUUCUACAUAAUGUUGUGUUUCUCCGCCUUCAUUGUUCAGAGUGAAGUGCGAUCCUUCAUAGUUAGAUGUCACUUCAUAGAUAGUUUAACAACAGUAACACCUAAAGCUACAUUACGGACUCUGCUCUAUAGCAGAGAGCAUUGUGGGAACUCAUGGUUAUAGAGCUCGGUCAGCAGUGACGUCACGAGUCUGACAAUGGGGCGUAAACGGGUUAUUUAUAUAUAUAUAUAUAUAUAUAUAAAAUUAACUGGCUCCAGAAAGUUAAACAGAUUUGUAAAUUGCUUCUAUUAAAAAAUCUUAAUCCUUUCAGUACUUAUGAGCUACUGAAGUUGAGUUGUUCUUUUCUGUCUAAGUGCUCUCUGAUGACACGUGUCUCGGGAACUGUCCAGGGUAGAAGCAAAUCCCCAUAGUAAACCUCUUCUACUCUGUGCAGUUCCCGAGACAGACAGAGGUGUCAGCAGAGAGCACUGUUGCCAGACAGAAAAGAACAGCUCAACUUCAGCAGCUGAUAAUUAUUGGAAGGAUUAAGAUUUUUUUUAUAGGUUUUUAAUAAGAUUUUUUUAAUAAUUAAUUUACAAAUCUGUUUAACUUUCUGGAGCCAGUUGAUAUAAAAAAAAAAUAAUAUUUUUUUUCCUGGAAUACCCCUUUAAAGGGGGUUAUACAGAAUUUGAAAAACAAAGCUAAUUUCUUCCAUAAAAAAAAAAAAAAACGGCACCACACCUGUCCUCAGGAUAAGUGUGGUAUUGCAGCUCAAUUCCAUUGAUGUGAAUGGAGCUAUGAUGUAAUACCCCACAUAACCUGAGGACAGGGGUGGUGCUGUUUUUGAAAGAAAUCACCUCUGUAUUUCUAAUCCCGGCCACCCCUUUAACUGAUAGUAUACAAAGAAGAAACUAGAGUAAUUGCUACUGAUCAAACAAUAAUUUUAUUAAUAAAUUAUUUAAAAACAUACAUAUUUUUUCAUGUAUGUUUUUAAAUAAUGUGUUAAUAAAAUUAUUGUUUGAUCGGUAGCAAUUGCUCUAGUUUCUUCUCUGUAUACUAUGUUUUGCAUAAAGCUACUGAGUUCCUAUUAGUGAGACCCCGGCACUGUAUAUUUAUGAUGAGGGGUAAAUACUUAGACACUGUAGAUUGGUGCUGUAUAUUUUUGUAUUUAAUACCCCUUUAACAGACGUCCAACACAAUUUCGGAAAAACUCCUUUGGAAUUGCCUGGAGGAAGACACAAAAUAACUCAACAUCUGUUCACACUGAGGGAAAUGUGUGGAAAAUGUUCGGCUUUAUUUGAUAUUUUAUUAAAAGCAAAAUAUAUGACCAUGAAGUUCCCAGCUCUGUGUUAGCGGAACUUUAGUAUCAUACUCCAUUAUUGGGGACCUCUUAAAUUGGAGGUUUCCCUGCAUUUUGCUAAAAUGUAUAUCCUGCUGGAGGUGUGUAAAAUAGAAAAGAAAUAUAUACUUACCUAGCCCUGGUCCCUUCCCUAGCUCCCGUUCCGCUAAGUCCCGUAUCUUCUGUCUCCCUGCUUGGUAUAGCACCUGCCUGAUCAGCCAAUCACUGGCCGCAGCGCCAUCUUGGCCACCAAUUGGCUGAGCAUAAGAUUGGGGGGUUGGACGGAGCCGAACAGUAGAAGGAAGACCAGGGCCGAGUAAGUAUCUUUUUUUUUUUCUGUUUUACCAAGAUUGUUAAAAUAAAUCUUAGCAAAUACUGCACUCACAUCCAGAGCUGCGUUUAUAGUCCAGGCUCCUCUUAUCUCUGGAUACACAGGACUUCAUAUGAAUAGAAAAUAGGACACAAUUAUGCCUAAAAGUUUUUUUUUAAGUUUAAAAAGAUUUUGUUAUAACUUAAGUUCGCAAAAAUAAUUUUACCUAUGGAAGGGAGUGAGGAGGGAAAGUAAGAAGCAGGGGAGACUACAAGAUGGGGGAUGAUGUUACUAUCACAGCAGAUGUCUGUUUAAUGUCUCUUCCUGCAUCGGUAACCUGUCCCAACCUGUUUUGCAGCAUCUCACUUUACCACAGCAGUCAGCCAUCAGACGUGCACACCGCUGUAUAUAGUGUAGCAUGCCUUUCUACACAUAGCAAAUGACUGCGCUCAAUUACUAAAGAUGAUUAGUGAAUGCUGAAUUCUGAUUGGCCGCUUGUGAAUCUUCCGUUUGGUUGUCCGGUUGUUAUAAUAAAUGUUUGUUAUACAUUAAGUUGUUCUGACCGUGUUUAUUAGGGGCUACGCCGCACCCCUCCGCCAUUAUAAAGUAUAGCGCAUCUUAGGUUAGAGCAUAGAGCAGUGUUUCCUAACUUUGGCUCUCCAGCGGUUAGAAAACUAUAACUCCAAUCAUUUGAGGGCAUGCUGAGAGUUGUAGUCUUGUAACAGCUGGAAAACCACCAAUUGGGUAACACUGGGUUCCAGGGCAUAUCAUUGCAGCUGA